AUGGGAAAGACACUUCGAAACCUCUGCAUUGCGUCAACCAACGACUUCCCUGGGGACAAGAACGACAAGAUCAAAGGAUGGAUCGAGCAUAAUGGCGGGAUCUUCUCCAAGGACAUGUCGGCGAAUGUGACGCACCUGCUCGCUUCACAGAAGGCUUGGAAGAGAUAUCAUCCGCUAGUGCGAGAAGCACGUCGCCUCCGCACCGUCCAAAUUGUCCGACUUGAGUGGUUGGAAGACAGUCUGCUCGGCAAGUCGAAGCGGCCACUCGAGACAGCACAGUACGCAUUCGAGCAGCGGAAACUUCCCACGGUCAAGACGAAAACCACCCGGAAAAGGAAGGCCGCCGCUGCUGCUGACGAUAGCGCCGACAACCCGGCAAAGAAUACAGCAGACGAGAAACGUACAGCCGGACACAGAGCAGCGCAGGUGAAGAGAGGCAAACCAAGCGACAAGCAGCAGGCAAAGAAGAGAAAGAUCGGCAAGAAAAUGGACAAAGCGAACAUGGCAGAUGUGGAGGAAGAAGACGUCGUUCUGAACAAAGACGAACAGAUUGAGAUUUCUGGCAAAGAGUUCGACGCCGCAUGCGCCGAGUUUGAGAAGGACAUAGGUGUCCUCGGCUACCGCCCAUUUGUGGACAACAACGGAACGGUGUUUCUCGUCACCCUGGUGCGAAAGGAUAUCUUGAAACACCGGCUGGAAAAACACCGUCUCAAGGUGCGUUAUGCACCUUCAUUUGGCUGCCACCAUACCACAUACUAUCCGAUGUUCCCUGAAAACCCCGAUCGCCGUCGCAAGAUCUCGGACGACUCUUUGCCUUCGGGCAUAGAGGAAAAGUAUGCGUCGUCGGGACCUGGCAAGAGUACUGCAUUUGAAGGACUGGAUAUUUGGGGAUCCAGAGCCAGUCUGCCCCCUUGUCCCGUGCCUCUGUAUUACUUCCCCGAGCAAUCUGCCUAUUCUCGUUACCCGGUUGUUGCAAGUUCUCUUCCCCGAGCUCUCCGACCCUCCAACCCGGCACUUCGUGUUCAUAUUCCCGAUCCAUGGGCUCAGGCAUUACAGCUUUUCGAAUACGAUCCCGCACUUGCGAGCAAAUCCGCCGAGAAUGCUGCGGGCGCCAAACCGCAGCGGCCGAAAUUCAAGUCGUACGCCUGCUAUUUCAUCUACACCCGACCCGGCCAACGACACGUCCAGAUGCUUGCGCCGCCCGGAAGCACGUUCGACUUUGCAUGGGACAUGUUCCGCAAGUUCUUCAAGAAGCGAGUCGGGGUCGACUGGGAAGAUCGCGAAACUGCCGCGCAACGCUCACAGACCAGCCCGGACGACUCCAAAGGCGAGGACGGAGCUACCGACCGCAGAUGGGAGUUUUGGGGCCCAUUGAAGGCAAAGCUGAAGGAAGAGGGUGCAUGUGCAGUUGGGGAGGAAAAGCUACUACCAAGUGUGACGGUAGUCAUGAACACAUCGCACAUGGCAGCGACAGGAGGAAUCGACGCCCGGGCGAAGACUCCAGAUGGCGGAUGGUGA
Exophiala dermatitidis NIH/UT8656 is the source of this 1518-nucleotide messenger RNA. RefSeq lists its product as uncharacterized. Bases 1 to 1518 code for a protein of 505 amino acids. The transcript has 4 exons. The record is from RefSeq and is a predicted model, not a curated record. Lineage: Eukaryota; Fungi; Ascomycota; Eurotiomycetes; Chaetothyriales; Herpotrichiellaceae.